This is a messenger RNA of Saccostrea echinata, 1229 nucleotides long. Its product is annotated as 4-galactosyl-N-acetylglucosaminide 3-alpha-L-fucosyltransferase 9-like. The record is from RefSeq and is a predicted model, not a curated record. The transcript is spliced from 2 exons. Gene Ontology annotation, molecular function: alpha-(1->3)-fucosyltransferase activity. Bases 15 to 1214 code for a protein of 399 amino acids. Gene Ontology annotation, cellular component: membrane. Lineage: Eukaryota; Metazoa; Mollusca; Bivalvia; Ostreida; Ostreidae.
UGAAAGCUCCACAAAUGGAACUUUCCGUGCGAGUCUUCGUAGUAUUCUUCAUAUCAACUGGAUUUUUCUUCCUCUUGUUUGAAAUGUUUUCGUCUUCAGAAGUUAUGCAUGUGCAACCUGUCAAUAAUAAAGGAUCUUCCGAUUCAGCGAAACAAACAAUGGACGAAAUACCUACUGUUAUUCAGAACAAUUACAACUCGUCCCAGAAAAACAAAAGGGGCGAAUUACCUACUGUUAUACAGAAAAAUUACAACUCGUCCCAGGAAAACAAAAAAGAAUACAGAAUAUUGUGGUACAAUAUACCAUUUUAUCUAGUGGAUAGUUUUAAUUAUGCAAAUUCUAAAAAAUGUAAGAAGCAUCCUAAUUGCUUGUUUACAAAGAAUUCAAGAGAUCUACAGAAAAGUGACGUUGUAUUGUUUACACAUUCUACCAUGGGAGGUAACCCGCCUCCUAAGAAACCCAAUCAAAUGUGGAUAUUUAACACAAUGGAGAACACAGCAUUCAUGUCGAAACCCUCAAAAAGCUAUGAAGCUAAAUUAGAUUGGUUAAUGUCAUACCGGAGGAAAUCAGAUAUAUACAGGCCUUAUGGGACCUUGAUAAGACGGACUAAACCUUUAGAAAAGGAUUAUUCGGAAGUGUUUAAGAAGAAGAAGAAACUGGGUGUCUGGAUGUCUGGGCAUUGUCCUGUGCCAUCUAAUCGAAGAAAUCACAUAAAAGAACUGAAAAAGUAUAUAGAAAUCGAUAUGUUUGGGACGUGUGGAAAUGGCGAAUGCUUAAUUCGAACACCAUUUAUAACAGAGUGUUUGCGAAACUUUUCUCGGGACUACAAAUUUUACUUUUCUUAUGAAAAUAAUAUUUGUGAAGACUAUACCACUGAGAAAACUUACAACAUGUAUUUGGAAAAUCUAAAUAUGGUGCCUAUUAUAAAUGGCCCAUCAUCGGCGCCCGAGUAUUUACCUAAAGGUUCGUUUAUAAGUGCUUUGGAUUUUCCGUCGCCUAAGGCCUUGGCAGAGAAAAUCAAAGAAAUAGCCUCCAAUGAAGCUUUGUUUACGCAGUACCUAAAAGAAAAAGACAAGUAUUAUGAAAUUGGUAUUCAUGAGGUGUUUCUAAAUUCCAUGUGCCAGAUAUGUGACAUUUUGGAUAAAACAAAUGGAAAACCUGAGCGACCCAAAGGAACCAUUAUGCAGCGCUAUUUUUCUCAUGGCGAAUGCUGAUUUGUGCUCACGAAA